Molecule: messenger RNA, 3495 nt
Organism: Scophthalmus maximus (turbot)
Lineage: Eukaryota; Metazoa; Chordata; Actinopteri; Pleuronectiformes; Scophthalmidae
Product: mpv17-like protein
Exons: 5
Coding region: 317-940 (207 amino acids)
Cellular component (GO): membrane; cytoplasm
Source: RefSeq, a predicted model, not a curated record
UAGUCAGUGUUUUCCGGGGACCCACCCUCUCGGAGCAGCUCGUCGGCCUGGCCCACCCCGUGCUCGAUGAGGCUCUGACAGUCGUCCAGCGGCUUGAUGCUGUCGGCCUCGAUGGAGUCCACCUCGGCCAGCAGGGCGAUCAGCCGCUCCGUCAGCAGCCGGGAGGCAGCGGCCUGCAGCUCAGUGAAGUGCCUGCGGAGGGCCUCGCGGGCCUGACCCGAGCUGCCCCGCACCUGCAGCACACAGCAGAGAGGAAGACGAAGGAGGCAGCUCCGCGUCGUUUUGGUCAGCGGGACCUCGACUUCUCCUCCCCGACAUGAGGAGAGCGGUGCUGAAGGAAGCCGCCAAACGCUUCCCGUGGCUGGCCAACGUCACCCUGUACGGCUGCCUGUUCGCCGGCGGCGACCUGGUCCACCAGCUCAUCGCGCAGAAGGAGCGCAUGGACUGGAGGCACACGCGCAACGUCGCCAUCGUGGCCAUCAGUUUCCAUGGAAACUUCAAUUACUUCUGGCUGCGCGCGCUGGAGCGGCGCUUUCCCGGGAAGUCCGCCGCGAUGGUGUUCCGCAAACUGCUGCUGGACCAGAGCUUCGCGUCGCCACUGGCCACCAGCGUCUUCUACACAGGUGUGAGCUUCCUGGAGGGCAAAGAGGACGUGUUUGAAGACUGGAGGGAGAAGUUCUUCAACACCUGGAAGACGGGACUCAUGUACUGGCCAUUCAUGCAGUUUCUCAACUUCGUCCUGAUGCCGUUGUACUUGCGGACGGCCUUCAUGGGCUGCUGCGCCUUCCUCUGGGCCACCUUCCUGUGCUUCUCCCGGCAGGACGGCGACGGCACCGCCGCCGUGGCCCUGGCCUUCGUCAUGGACCCCCGCAAAACGCUGGAGGAGAUCCGCGAGGCCCGGCUUGCCCGGAAGAAGCAAAAGACCCAGAGGGAAAACUGAAGGAAGGAGGAGGACUUCGCAGGACUGAUGGCGUUUUCACUUUUGCUAAACCAGCAUCCACAAACUGAAAGCAGCGUCUCACUGGUUUAAAAGUUAAACUGUGUCACUGAGAACAUUCACCAUCUGACUGAUAUGGAUGUUAAAGGCUGGUGAAGCUGUAAACAGGAAGUAUUCAAGACCUGGAAGCACUCACAGUGAUGAUCCUGGCUCCAAACCACAAAGGUUUCAUCAGCCUGGACCCAUGGACGUGUUAAUGUAGUUGUGUUGUGAUGAGGAACUGUGGCUGGUUGUUGUUGCUGGUGGGACCGGUCUGACGUGAGCACGAAGAAGCUCCUGAGUUAAGGGCUCGAUAGUUCUGCUUCAACACUAGUUGUGCCUUUUCUCUUGAUGGACAGACCGCUGGUCUACAAGCCGCCCUUGUUUGGCUGAUCGGUCACCAGUGAUGAUCAAUGUAUUGAGACAUGUAUACAAUUUAAAAUGGAGUUUCUGCAUGUGGUACUGAUCUUCUCGUCUAACUCAACUCUACUUUUAUCUUUAACAGCAGUGAGACAGAGACUGAACAACAUGUUCCCAACAUGUUCCCAGUAAAGGAUGAAGGUGAUGCUAAGCUAAGCGGGACCACUCACUCAGAAAGCAUCAGUGCAUCCCCCUUGUGUUGAGCGUGUCCCAUAGUUUCACCUGUGAAUCUGGAUCCUGUCCUCUUACUUGAAUGAUCUCAUAGUUUACCAUCGGCCCAGAAAUCCUUAUCGUGCAGUUUCCUAAACCAAAACCCGUUAUUCUAUUUCGUAUAGAUUUUUAUGUAGUGAAGCUGAAAGGUUUGUGACUUUUACGAAUAUAUUCAUCUUCAAAUGAGAGAAAAAAAAUAGACUUUGAUAUUUCACUGCGUCAUGGUACAGUGAACCUACAGUAUUACAUCAGCAGUGAUUAACUCUAUGUCUGCAUCGUACAUAAUAUUCAACUUUUAAGGAUCAAAUCUAUGGAUUUACCUCGAGGGAGGAAGAGCACACGUUAAGCAGUUUGACACAAGCCUUCUGUAGAUCGCUGACUGUCUGUUUUUGGCACAUAAAUCUAAAUUUAGAGCAGCGUGUGAUUGUGAUAUUGUGACGACCGGUUUACAGCUAAAACUGUGACAACCUCAACUAUCUUGUGAUAUUUUCAGAAAUGGGUCGAUCGCUUGUUUGUUGUGUGAACGCUGAAAUGAAUAAACUGUUCUGUCAUAUUCUGUGGACUAGAUGUGAUUUCUAGACCACAGAUAAUGUGAUUUUAAGGGGAAACUUUUCCAUUGUGUUUAAAAACCACGAACAACGAGACUGUAACCGGGUAGAGUCCCAGGUUCACUUCAUCUCUGUCUGACUGAUUAUUCACUGAUGAGCAAAUUUUGAAAUUGGCACCACUGAAAUAGAAUUCUGAUUCUAACUCUGAAAGUAGUGAACUAAGCCUUUAACCAAAUUCCCUGUAAUGUCGCUGUUUGUAGUCGUCUAUCAAGACAGAGUGGAUCUGUGUGUGUGUGUGUGUGUGUGUCUAUGAAACAGCUUUAUGCUCAGAUGAUGGUGCUCGUGGAUUAACCAGGAUCAGAAAGGCCACGGGCUAAUCCGUCUGAAAAGGACAGAGUGGAUCCGGUGCGACCUUCUGACCCCACCAACAGGAAGUUAAAUUCCCAGGUGCCACUUAACACACCCUCCCUCUCCGAACUCUCUGAAACACAACUGCCCUACUACACGUCAGGUUGGUGGCCAGGAGGAGGAGGCGUGUGAGAGGGCGCACAGAAUUAUAUUAUCUUUAUCAAUAGUUAAUAAAAAAAAUAAUUUGAGAGUCUCGUGUCAUUAUGGUCAUUUGUGUCUCUUUAAGGUCACGUUUGUUUUGUUCGGGGCCAAGUUUGGUUGGUUUGUGUCUCAUUUGGUUUUUUGUGAUCAUUUUGUUUUUUUCAUAGUAAUAUUUCUUCUAUUUUCAGUAGUUUUGUCUUUUGGAGCAACUUUGCAUCUAUUAAGUGUUUAAUUUUUACUCAUCUUUGUUGAAAUUGAGUGGUUUUUUUUGGAACAUUUUGCGUCAUUUUUUCCUCACUUUUCAGUUGUUGUAUAUCUAGAUUUGAUCAUUUGUCUGGUUUUGUCAUCAUCAUAUUCAUCUUCUUUUAGUGGUUUUGAGAUCAUUUUGUGUAUGUAUUUCUUCCUUUUUCAGAAGUUGUGUGUCUUUUUGUAAUCAUUGUGUGUUUCAAUGUAGCCAUAUUUGAUCUUUUUUUGUAAUUUACUGACUUUUUGACCAAUGUACAUCUCUGUGGCCUUUAAUUGAGUCUUUGUGGUCUUUAAUUGAGUCUUUGUGGUCUUUAAGUGUGUAUCUGUGGUCUUUAAUUGAGUCUUUGUGGUCUUUAAUUGAGUCUUUGUGGUCUUUAAGUGUGUAUCUGUGGUCUUUAAUUGAGUCUUUGUGGUCUUUAAUUGAGUCUUUGUGGUCUUUAAUUGAGUCUUUGUGGUCUUUUAUUGAGUCUUUGUGGUCUUUAAUUGAGUCUCUGUGGUCAUUAAGUGUGUAUCUGUGGUCUUUAAUUGAGUCUUUGUGGUCUUUAA